CCAUCCACCUCACCCUCCCCGCCCCUCCCUCCCGGCAGCCCCAGCCCCGAGGAGCACCCAGCUAGCCGCCUCCUGCAGGGGCUCGGGAGAGCAAUUCGGCGGCCCCGGCAGGGCAGCUGAAGCCAUGGAAGCCUCCGCAGGUUGCUGAUCAGGGCCUGGCGGCUGCAGCAACGACUGCAGAGGCGCUGCGCCAAGCCGGGCCGGAGUGGUGCGAGCCGGCGGGGCUGCGGAGGGCGAGUGGACUCAGACGGGAAGCCCAGAACCACGCGCCAACUGGGAAGGUGAUGGUCGGCGAGACCAGCCCAUCCUAAUUCAGGGUUCCUGGUCCUGCUCCAGGAAUCCUACAGCCUGCAGCCCCUACCAGAGAGGGAGGACUGAACAGCAAGGGGGGAUGUGGGUCUGAGUAUCAGGGUCCUGGGGAAGAAGCAGGCCUGGCUCACAGAGUAGAAGACUCGGUACCAGCAGUCAGGAGGCCCUGCUCCUGAAGCCCCUGUGACCUUGGGCACGGCCUUCACUCUGUCUGGGGCACAUUCACUCAUCUGGAGGACACAGGGUUGGACUGAUGUUUUUUAGCCACUCCUGAGGCUCUCACAGUUGUGAUUUUAAGUUGGGUGGUGGGAACCUGUGCACCAGCCCCAUUAAAUUCAUUGGUGAAGGCAGCUGCGGCCUGCCAGGCCCUCGCUCCUGGGGUGUCCUGCCGAAGCGUGAGAAGAGAAGCCAUGCCGGGCAGCGGCCCCAGCGAGAGGAUGACGUGGCCUGGCCCGGCCCUUUCUGUGGGCCCCCCAACCCGCCCUCUCUCCUCAGCCCCUGGGACACCGCCCAUCCCACCCCUUACUCGGACCCGCAGCCUCAUGGCCAUGUCCCUGCCGGGAAGUAGACGGACCUCUGCUGGAUCCCGCAGCGGGGGCACUUUGGGCCGCAGCGGCCUGGCAGUGUUCGCCCAGUGUCCGCAGCUGCCCACCAGCCAGAACGAGCACCUGCCUCUUCUUCCUGCCUCCAGGCGCACCUCUCCACCUGUGAGUGUGCGGGAUGCCUACGGCACCUCUUCCCUCAGCAGCAGCAGCAAUUCAGGCUCCUACAAGGGCAGUGACAGCAGUCCCACACCAAGGCGUUCCAUGAAAUACACACUGUGCAGUGACAACCAUGGCAUCAAGCCCCCGACCCCGGAGCAGUACCUGACCCCACUACAACAGAAGGAGGUGUGCAUCCGGCAUCUGAAAGCCCGGCUGAAGGACACACAGGACCGGCUCCAGGACCGGGACACAGAGAUCGAUGACCUGAAGACGCAGCUGUCACGCAUGCAGGAGGACUGGAUUGAGGAGGAGUGCCACCGCGUGGAGGCCCAGCUGGCCCUGAAGGAGGCCCGCAAGGAGAUCAAGCAGCUCAAGCAAGUCAUCGACACUGUCAAGAACAACCUGAUUGACAAGGACAAGGGGUUGCAGAAGUACUUCGUGGACAUCAACAUCCAGAACAAGAAGCUGGAGACGCUGCUGCACAGCAUGGAGGUGGCCCAGAACGGCAUGACCAAGGAGGAUGGCACAGGGGAAUCGGCCGGUGGGUCCCCCGCGCGCUCCCUCACCCGCAGCUCCACCUACACCAAGCUGAGUGACCCGGCCGUCUGUGGUGACCGCCAGCCCGGCGAUCCCUCUAGCGGCUCUGCUGAGGACGGGGCUGACAGCGGCUUUGCGGCAGCUGAUGACACACUGAGCCGGACGGAUGCGCUGGAAGCCAGCAGCCUGCUGUCAUCGGGGGUGGACUGUGGCACCGAGGAGACCUCGCUGCACAGCUCCUUUGGCCUGGGCCCCCGCUUCCCCGCCAGCAACACCUAUGAGAAGCUGCUGUGUGGCAUGGAGGCUGGUGUGCAGGCCAGCUGCAUGCAGGAGCGUGCCAUCCAGACAGACUUUGUGCAGUACCAGCCUGACCUCGACACCAUCCUGGAGAAGGUGACCCAAGCCCGGGUCUGUGGGACAGUCCCUGAGUCAGGGGACAGGUACCCAGAGCUAGACGCCCACUCUCUGGGACCCAGAGACCCCAAUUCAGCAGUGGUGGUGACAGUGGGUGAUGAGCCAGAGGCCCUAGAGCCCAUCACCCGUGGACCCACCCCACAGCAGCCUGGUGCCAACCCCAACCCUGGCCAGUCGGUGAGCGUGGUGUGCCCCGUGGAGGAGGAGGAGGAGGCUGCCGCAGCUGAGAAGGAGCCCAAGAGCUACUGGAGCCGCCAUUACAUUGUGGAUCUGCUGGCUGUGGUGGUACCAGCCGUGCCCACAGUGGCCUGGCUUUGCCGCUCCCAGCGACGCCAGGGCCAGCCCAUCUACAACAUCAGCUCCCUGCUGCGGGGCUGCUGCACUGUGGCCUUGCACUCCAUCCGCAGGAUCAGCUGCCGCUCCCUGAGCCAGCCAGGCCCCAGCCCAGCGGGCGGCGGCUCCCAGCUCUGAGGAGGCCUAUUCGGGCAGCGGCGCCUGCGGCCUGACCACUGAUUGUAGGGAUGCCGUUCCCCCUCCUUCUCCCUUGGGCAUCAUCUUAUUUAUUUAGUUUUGGGUGUGGAACUGUUUCUUUUUUUCAGGAUGUUAAAACAGUAUCGUGGCAGGAGUAGGGGUUGGAGACAGGCAUCCCAAAGCUUCGAUGGAAAGCAGGGAAGGGAGACCAAAGGCAGGAGGCACACCGGCUGGACACAUCGCAGGGAGGGGAGGAGGCGAGGGCCCCCCGGCCCCUCUGUCCCCCUGGCCCUUUGGACAGGGCCAACCCUGCUCAGGAAGUUUCUGGCUGUCUUUAUCCAGAGAAGCCGGGCUUAAGUUGCUCAUCAGGCCCCCGCCCUGCACCGUCCUGUCCAGUGCCCUGUUCACUCCAUGCCUGCUCUUCCAAGCCACCUUGCCCUCAGCCCCAGCUCAGGGGCCAGCGCCCUCUCCUCAAAUGGAGGCAGCCAUGGCCUAAACUACAGAUCGCUAACCCAGGUCUCAGAGCAGGGGCCGAAACCACUGGGCCGGGCCAGCGUUCCAGCCUCCCCAGACUGCUCCCCACCUUGGGACUCAGGAGCUCAGUCAAGGCCACAGGCUGGAGGAGAGGUGGGUUGGGCGCAAGGUGGCAGAUGGCAGUGUGGGUUGUGUGUGUGUCCGUUCAUCCUAGGCCUUCCCGUCAUCUCUUUCCUCUUGGCACCUCUGGGUGUGUCAAUCAUUAUUCCUGUGAGGCAGCUAAGCCCGGCAAGCUCAGUGCUGGGGUAGGAGUGCCUGCCUGAGCCCCAGCUCCCAGCUGGAGAAUCCACCAGCACAAGAAGAGGAGGCAAGCCCCUGCCAAGAGGGCUCCCCCAGCCUUUCAAGGUGAGGCCAUCUCAUCUGCAGGCUGGGUGGCGGGGCUGGACUCAGGAGUCCACAGUUUACUGAAUAAGCCAGAGGCCGUGACUGCCUCCUGGAACUUGCCCCAAGUUUCUCUGGGGCCUUCGGGCCCAACUUCUGCUUUGCACUAUGUUCACUUUGGGGCUGGUUCUCAGCCAUGCAAGGGCCUCCGGGGAGGUGGCUGCUUGCUUUCUGAGAUGAGGGUUCCUAAACCUUAAACCUAUCUGCCUCUGGAGAAGGGUGGGGGAUUCUGGCAGGAUGAAUUGCAGGACGGCAUACUGAAGCCACGAUGUUUGUCCAGGCCAAAGCAGGAUGUCCUGGGAUGGGUUUCCCAGGCAUGCGUGUGGAAGAGCGGGCAGGCAUCCUGCAGCCUCCCUGCUCCCAGCCCAAGGCCAGUUGGCCUGGGAAGGUUCACUGCCCCCAGCCCCUUUCCGGGACCACACUGAGUCCCCCAGCCAAGCUGCUGACAUUCUUAUUACCAUUAUUAUUUUACCAAGUAAAGUCACUCCUCUUCCCCCACAGGGUUGGCACCCAUCUGGUCGUCCCACCCACUCUUCAGAGGCGAGGCUCCACAUCUGGGGGGUUGGAGGGACUCUGUGUCUUCCUCGCCCCUCUGGCCUCAGGGCCACUCUGGUUCUCUGCCAAGGUUGCUUGCCCUCACCCCGAUGCUCCAACAGCCAUUGCCUGACUGCUGGGCUCUGCCCUUCUGCUUGGUGCCCUCCACGUGAGGUCAGGCACCUGCAUGCACUGGGAAUGGGCAGCUGGCCCAGCCCUUGGGGCAGGAGCCCCCUCUGCCACACGCUUUGUGCCUCCAAAGCUCCCCCCGCCUCGGUCAGGGCCUCAGACCAGCCAUCCUUUGUGGAAUAUGCCCCAACCCAGCCAAAUCAAACCUAAAUGCCUGGGGCCUGGCUGGGGCUGCCCCUGCAGGACACUGUGGCCAUGCCACGGAGGGGGCAGUGGACAAAACCAAUCCAAAGCCAAGCCGGGACUGGCCACGGACCCAGCCUCCUGUGCCGUGCACUCAUGGAGCUGUGUAGUCUCCUUAGACAUAGUCCAAGCUUUGCCGAGAAAAGAAAUGUAUGAACUAUAUUUGACAACAUAAAGUCUCUAUAUUUUUCACCACUGGAAUUUAAUCAAGCUUCAAGCCCCUCUGCUCCUGUCUGUGUCUUGCGUCUGUGGCCUUCCUAUUGUGUCUUGUGUUUUGGCGGAUGUGACAGGGCUGGGGCCACAGUCUACUCUGUCCCUGCUGCUAGAGAAGCUACCUGUGGAGGAGUGGGCUGUGGCUGGGCCCGAGGUGGAGGUGCGUGUAGCCAGAGGAGCCACCUGCGGAGGAGGUGAGUGUAGCCGGCUGCAGCCCCCUACUCCUGCUCUGGCCUGAGACCGCCGUGGGGGGCACGCAGGCCCUGGCCCACAGUGUUGAGGGUCCUCUCUUUCGGGGGUUCUCCUGGGGCCUUUGAUGGGCUUUUCUUCUUGUCAGUGAAGGAAGCAGCUCCCCACUCAGCCCUGGGACAGGCCCUGGGACCGUGACGGCAGGUGGCCCUGGCCUAGCUCUGGAGUGUGUCUACGUGUGCUCAGUAUCUGCUUCAAUGCAAAGGUGCAGGUGGCCCGUGCAGCUCCAGGUGGUGGAGGUGCAGCAGCUACGGCUCGGGCACCGCGCCCUGCAGAGGCUGGGUACAGAUGGGGCUAGGAGGGCAAAGCUGGUGCGGGGCCUCCUCCUGAGAGAGCUUACCCUCCACAGCAGCCCUUUUCCUUCCUGCCUAAUACCUCCUCCCAUUGGGUUGCAACUUUUUUCCUCCUGCCCUCAGCUUCUGAAGCAGAAAUCUUUGGGGCCUCCCCUUUCCCCAGCAUCUAGCCAGAGCUGAUGAGGUCCUGAGGAACAGCAUCCCCAGAAACCACCUUCUGAAACCUAGUGGGCAGAGGUGGCUUCUGCUGAGUUCUAGGGCUCAGGCCAGAGUGGCCCCACUGCCUGGCCAGUUCAGGCUCAGGCAGGCAUUGGAAGCUGGGGCCCGGGCUCUGCACAGAGAGCUGGGCUUGAGUGGAGCGUAUUGUAGAUUUCUCCCAAGGGGAUCACUUAGGUUCUCACUGACACACCCUUCCCAAUUGCCACUAGCACAGGGGUAUCUUACAGCACUUUGGGGAGGGGUGGGACAAACUCCAAGGUUCUGGGGCCAAGGCCUACCCAAGGGCCUCUGCCCAGAGAACUCACAACCCCCUCUCUGACCUAGGGGACAACGCAAAUGGGUCACAGUGCACUCCCAUGUUAGGCCAUCCCCUUGACAAAGAAUUCAGGGGAUUCGGGAAGUGGGGAGGUGGGGAGGGAUCUUGACUCUUGUCUCCUUUGUCCUUUUGUUCAGACAGAGUUGUACCUGCGGCAGACAACUCUGAAUUAAAGCAUGAACACAAAGCAA
This is a messenger RNA of Cebus imitator (Panamanian white-faced capuchin), 5737 nucleotides long. It is a transcript of the gene SNPH, whose product is annotated as syntaphilin. Gene Ontology annotation, cellular component: mitochondrion; cytoplasmic microtubule. The transcript is spliced from 6 exons. The coding region runs from base 720 to 2435 and encodes 571 amino acids. The record is from RefSeq and is a predicted model, not a curated record. Gene Ontology annotation, biological process: neuron differentiation. Lineage: Eukaryota; Metazoa; Chordata; Mammalia; Primates; Cebidae.